Anopheles funestus (African malaria mosquito) is the source of this 2166-nucleotide messenger RNA. RefSeq lists its product as uncharacterized. The record is from RefSeq and is a predicted model, not a curated record. NCBI's taxonomy places the organism in Eukaryota, Metazoa, Arthropoda, Insecta, Diptera, Culicidae. The transcript has 7 exons. Bases 1 to 2166 code for a protein of 721 amino acids.
AUGGCCGAUUUGAACGAAUUGAGCAAGGUAGUGUUCUCUCAUCAAAAUUACAAACCAUUAGAAGAAAUGUAUAUCGGCACGGAAAGUAUGCUGCUCAUGGAACAACAUCAUCAGUCUCGCACUCUCAACCAGCAAAUUGCCACGGAGAUUAUCAAACAGCUACAAGCAGCCGAUAUGGAAUAUCGGGAACUGAGGAACAUAGGGUUAAAGGACUUUCAAUCGGAAGAGUUGACUUGUAUUGUAGAUGUUGUAAACAAACGGUGUUUACACCGACCGCUGCUGUCACUGUCGGACAUUAUGUCGAACUUCGUAUUUACGAAGUUGUCGGAAGAAAGCUUCGCGAUCGGGAGAACUGAGUACCGCGCGCGGAAAGCCAGUGGACGAGAGCUGCCGACGUUUUCGGGUUCCGCGGACCAGUGGCCGCUCUUCAUCUCCAGCUACGAGCACUCAACAGCCAUCUGCGGGUACUCUGACUACGAGAACCUGCUGAGGCUACAGAAGGCGUUGAAGGGAGCUGCGCUGGAAGCGGUCAGCUCGUUGUUGUUGCUGCCUUCCGGGCUAAAGGAAGCAAUAGAAGUCGUCAAGCUACGGUUUGGCAGGCCGGAGGUGAUCGUCGAAAAUUUGAUAGAGAAAGUGAGACGUAUGCCAGCACCACAAGCGGAACGGCUGGAAACUCUGUUGGAGUUUGGAUUUGCGGAGUUGAUCGCGAAGCUGCCGUCGGCCAAGUGCAUCGAAUGGGCGAGGCACCAACAGCAGCUGCCCUCCGUUACGUUGUCGGACUUCGGAAGGUGGAUCGGCGAGUUGGCUGCAGCACUCAGCAAGGUGAAGAGCGAACGUUUCGACCGCAGUGGAUCUGGCGACUUGGAACGUCGGAGCAGUGCGAAUCCGGUACGACUAGAUCAGCGCCAGCCCACCACCGCACGUUUGCAGAUGCACGCCGCCACCACGAGCGCUUGCCAGGGGGAUUGUGCCGCACUGGAUACGUGCCAACGAUUCCAAUCGAUGACCGUCGCUGAAAGGAAGGAACACAUAAGGGAUAAGAAGCUGUGCCGAAAAUGCCUCAAAGAAGCAUUGUCUCACGCAUUCCGGCUCGAUCGCACUUUGUUCCGUUACGUACCGGUAACGAUGUAUGGGAAGGAUGGCAGGACUGUUCGAACGUACGCCUUUCUCGAUGAAGGUUCGUCAUCCACCUUCAUCGAUCAUAGCUUGAUGGACGAAUUAGGGUUGAUCGGAACGUCUCGGCCAUUGUGCCUCAAGUGGACCGGAGGUACUACCAGAGAAGAAAAGGCUUCUGUCCAGCUGGCGGUGCGAAUUUCAGGUGCCUACGAAGGGGCUCCAGUGCAUGAGCUGUCGAAGGUACACACGGUCAGCAAUCUAGCUUUGCCCGCGCAGACGAUCGAUUGCAAACAACUGGAAACUGCGUAUCCACAUAUUAAGGGUUUGCCGUUGACCUCCUACGUCGAUGCUGUACCUCGAGUUCUAAUCGGUGUAGACAAUUGUUGUUUGGGAAAGCCGCUAAAAUGUACAGAAGGUCGCGUUAACGAACCGAUCGCAUCGAAAACUAGGCUGGGCUGGAUGAUAUACGGACCCUGUCCUAUUGCGACCGCUAAUGUAACCGGAGGACACGGAAGUUUUCACAUCCGCUGCUACGAAGGUAACGUCGAUGGUGCACCCACAAGCGAGGUCAAGGCGUUCUUCUCGUUGGAUUCACUGGACAUCACUAAGCCAUCACCGGAUCCGGAGAUAGACAAAUCUCCGGCUUUGAAACGGUACGAGCCUCUAAAAAGAAAGAUGAGCAAAGGUCCAGAGUUAGCAGCGGCUGUUAAUCUGAAGACGAGAGACUACAUCCAGAUGGGCUACAUUCGACGUUUGUCAGCGAAUGAGGCGGGGGAUAAACGACCAAACGACUGGUUUCUACCUAUUUUCCCGGUUACCCACCCAAAAAAACCGGAAAAAAUUCGCAUGGGUUUUGAUGCGGCGGCAAAGGUGAGUGGAGUCAGUCUCAAUCCGUUUCUUUUAGCGGGACCCGAUCUGCUUGCCAACGACCAACGAAGCCAGAUGAUCCUUUGGGAUGUAGACAAUACACACGGCGAUCCAGCCGUGUACGUGGUCACCGUGAUGACGUUCGGCGCUGCUUGUUUGCGAGCAGGAAAGAUGCCAUUUUAG